AUGGGCAGGUCCGUCCGGCCACUGUCCGCCCGCUGGUGGAGGAGUCAGGAGGCGGUCGACUGGCCCCGACCCCAGCCCCAAGUCUUCACGUCACCAUCUCCGGAUUCCCAGAACCGCUCGCUAAUUGACUACCUUACAGCUACGCACACAUCUCUCCUCGCACACGACGCAUUUACACACACACACGCGCGCGCACACACAGCCCUGUGCCGUCAGCCCUUACGGCGUCGGCCGUGCGUCGACUUGUCGCGGCCAUUGGGA
This is a messenger RNA of Iphiclides podalirius (scarce swallowtail), 261 nucleotides long. The record is from the annotation of a GenBank genome assembly. Lineage: Eukaryota; Metazoa; Arthropoda; Insecta; Lepidoptera; Papilionidae.